AUGUCUACCAACAGCUUUGAAAGUCUAUCCAAAAAGAUGGAUAACGCAGUAGGAGGAAAGGAUGAUGCGUUUAUUAAGGUUAAGGUGUUGUUCUUUGCCCGGGCAAGAGAUCUAACGGGAAUGGCAGACAUGUCUUUAGAAGUUUCACUAGGUACCACAGCGCACGAUUGUUUGAAUAAGCUUAUCUCCAAGUUUCCUGGGCUUGAAGAGAUCCGUAACUGUAUGGUACUGGCUCUAAACGAGGAGUACGCCCUUGAGUCUGUCGUUGUUAAAGAUAGAGAUGAAUUGGCCAUCAUACCUCCUAUAAGUGGAGGCUAG
Messenger RNA from Salvia splendens (bonfire salvia), 318 nucleotides. RefSeq names its product molybdopterin synthase sulfur carrier subunit. NCBI's taxonomy places the organism in Eukaryota, Viridiplantae, Streptophyta, Magnoliopsida, Lamiales, Lamiaceae. Gene Ontology annotation, biological process: Mo-molybdopterin cofactor biosynthetic process. Gene Ontology annotation, cellular component: molybdopterin adenylyltransferase complex; cytosol. The record is from RefSeq and is a predicted model, not a curated record. Bases 1 to 318 code for a protein of 105 amino acids. The transcript has a single exon.